Molecule: messenger RNA, 689 nt
Organism: Phragmites australis (common reed)
Lineage: Eukaryota; Viridiplantae; Streptophyta; Magnoliopsida; Poales; Poaceae
Product: thioredoxin H-type-like
Exons: 3
Coding region: 80-439 (119 amino acids)
Molecular function (GO): protein-disulfide reductase activity
Source: RefSeq, a predicted model, not a curated record
GCCGGGGAGAGGAGAGAGAGAGAGAGACUGCGUCCAGUGUCUACUCUCGUGAGAAGCGGUAGGAGUGCGCGAGACAGAGAUGGCGGCGUCGGCGGCUGCGGCGGAGGGGUCGGUGAUCGCGAUCCACAGCCUGGACGAGUGGAGCAUCCAGAUCGAGGAGGCCAACAGCGCCAAGAAGCUGGUGGUGAUUGACUUUACCGCGUCGUGGUGCGGACCAUGCCGCAUCAUGGCUCCAAUCUUUGCUGAUAUGGCCAAGAAGUACCCAAAUGUUGUUUUCCUGAAGGUUGAUGUUGAUGAAAUUAAGACUAUUGCUGAGCAAUUCAGUGUUGAGGCCAUGCCGACCUUCCUUUUCAUGAAGGAGGGCGACGUUAAGGAUAGGGUUGUUGGCGCAAUGAAGGAAGAGCUGCCAAAGAGGCUUCAGCUACUGAUGGCCCAGUAGACCUGUGAUGUUAUAAUGAAGUAGUAUUUGCCUAAAUAAGGGGACCCUUCAACUCUGAGAGCACCAGUGCCACUAUGAUGGUACUUGAUGUGUGGCGUUAACUUCCGUCUUCUGCUACGUAGUUCCUCGAUACUGAUGGGUAAUGGCAUAACGCCUUGCUUGAUCUAAGCUUGUGUUUUGCAUGUUAUGGUUUUUCUUUCAGCUGAGAUGCUAGAAUGGUGAAUCAAUGAUCUUGGAAGUUGUUUUACUA